CAAUACUUCGCGGUACGACGUCAACACAUUCGUCGUGGCAGCGCAGCGACGUCGCUGUUGUUAUCGUUGUAAUCAAUUCGAGUUCUAAAAAAAAAUACAUAGUGGAAGCAGAAAAUACGAAUUUAAGGUGUAAUCAGCACCAGACACUGCCAACAACAAAUGCAUUUGCUGUGACCCCCCCAGGGUGUUGGAGCAGGGCGCAGCGGAGGCGACAAUAAAAGGCCAAAACAAAGGCAGCUGGCAGAGGCAGAAACAGAGCCCGAGCAGAGGCAGAGCCAGAGACAAACCGAAACGUCAUUGGCAGGCAAUUAACGGAAACGAAACGGAAGGCGACGCCCGCGACGAAGGUGGGAAUCUAGGACUCCGCCUCCAUCCAUGCUGGUUAUCCUCGCCGAUCAGCUAACGCGAAUCAUGGAGAGCGUCUUCGAAGCCUAUCUGGGUCCGGACAGCGUCCUGGCCAGUGCCGUAGGCCAGGCGGUGGGCAGCGGCGAGCCAGAGGAUAUACCCAAACGGAACACUGACGUCUGGGUGCUGGGCAGACGAUACAAUGCCAUACAGGAACUAGAAGUCAUCCGAAGGGAUAUACAGUCCCGACUGUGGUGUACCUAUCGCCACGGUUUCAUGCCCUUAGGUGAGGUGCAGCUCACCACGGAUAGGGGAUGGGGCUGCAUGCUGCGCUGCGGCCAGAUGGUCCUCGCUCAGGCCCUUAUUGACCUGCAUUUGGGACGCGAUUGGUUUUGGACACCCGAGUGCCAGGAUGCCACCUACCUCAAGAUUGUGAAUCGCUUUGAAGAUGUCCGCAAGAGCUACUACUCCAUACACCAGAUCGCCCUUAUGGGUGAAUCCCAGAACAAGGCGGUGGGCGAGUGGCUGGGACCCAAUACAGUGGCACAGAUCCUCAAAAAACUGGUGCUAUUCGAUGACUGGUGUUCGCUGGUGGUCCAUGUGGCUAUGGACAGCACUGUGGUCCUCGAUGAUGUCUAUUCACUCUGCCUGGAAGGAGAUGCCUGGAAGCCACUUCUACUUAUAAUCCCCCUGCGGCUGGGCAUCAGCGACAUCAAUCCCAUCUACAUCCCAGCUCUGAAACGCUGUCUCGAGCUGGACAGCAGCUGUGGCAUGAUCGGCGGCCGUCCAAAUCAGGCUCUGUACUUCCUUGGAUACGUCGAAGACGAAGUGUUGUACCUGGAUCCACACACCACGCAAAGGACGGGCGUGGUGGGCCAGAAGACCUCCUCAGGCGAACAGGAACACGACGAGACCUACCAUCAGAAGCAUGCGGCACGCUUGAGCUUCUCCGCCAUGGAUCCCUCGCUGGCCGUCUGCUUCCUGUGCAAGACCAGUGACAGCUUUCAGCAGCUACUCGAGAAACUGCGCCAGGAGGUGCUGGGCAUGUGCUCGCCGGCGCUCUUCGAGAUUAGCCAGACGCGCGCCGUUGACUGGGACACGGCGGAGGAUAUUGAAUGGCCGACCAUGCCGGAUAUUGACUGGCCGGCCGGCACCUCAGACUCGGACUCGUUUGCCAUAGUAGAAGAGAGCGUAAGAGACGGCGACGCUGCCGGCACCAGCAGCAGCGGCAGCAAACCCAGUGAGAGAGCCGUCGUUUGAGAGAAGCCCCAGUUAGUUGGCUCUCUCGCUCUCUGCCCU
Molecule: messenger RNA, 1644 nt
Organism: Drosophila pseudoobscura
Lineage: Eukaryota; Metazoa; Arthropoda; Insecta; Diptera; Drosophilidae
Gene: Atg4a
Product: Autophagy-related 4a
Exons: 5
Coding region: 376-1605 (409 amino acids)
Molecular function (GO): protein-phosphatidylethanolamide deconjugating activity
Source: RefSeq, a predicted model, not a curated record